This is a messenger RNA of Punica granatum (pomegranate), 3092 nucleotides long. NCBI's taxonomy places the organism in Eukaryota, Viridiplantae, Streptophyta, Magnoliopsida, Myrtales, Lythraceae. The record is from RefSeq and is a predicted model, not a curated record.
UAAUAUUUUACUAGAGAGAGAGAGAGAGAGAGAGAGAGAGAGAGAGAGAGAGAGAGAGAGUGAGCUUCCAUUUCUUCCAUUUCCAAAGGCUAAAAACCUGACAAAAAUCUCAGCUCAGGACAACCUUUCAUCGCCUUCUUGAAUUCUCCAAUCCUUUCGAUUCCAGGAUUUCAUGAUUUCCCCUUUUGUUGUAACCUAGCUCCCAUGGCUCUGGUCCCGAGCCGCCAUUUCUGCCCGCCAAAGUUCCAUGGCGGCCGCCUCAGUUUCUUCAGUAGCAGCAGCAGUGGCGGAGGCAGUUGGUUGGAUAAAUGGAAUGACAAGAACGGCAGAGUCAGCCCCAAGCCGCCUCGGGUGGCGAUGAAUUAUAGGAGUAGGAAUGGGGGGAAUGCGUCAAAUUCUGGUCUUGGGGAGAGUAGUGGUGGCGGUGGGAGUACUAUGCAGAGGAUAGUCGAGAAACUGAGGAAAUUCGGGUACGUGAGCGAUGACAGUGAAGGAAAAGGGUCGGCGGAGAGGGUGAUCGAGAAAGGUUCGGUGGAGGACAUCUUCUACGUCGAGGAGGGAAUGCUGCCUAACACCCGAGGCGGGUUCUCGACGGGAAUCAAUGGGGGAGAUGGAGAUAGCGAGGUGAGGUUCCCGUGGGAGGAGAAGCAGAAGAAGGGCGAGGAGGGGGAGGGAGGGGGUCAGUGGUCGGCGAGGAGUAAAAGUAAGACCUCGGUGGCCGAGCUUACGAUUCCCGAGUCGGAGUUGCGGAGGCUGAAGAUCCUGACUUUCCAGACGAAGCGGAAGAUGAGGAUUGGUGGGGCUGGGGUUACGCAGGAGGUUGUGGACGAGAUUCAUGAGCGGUGGAGGACGUCAGAGGUCGUGCGUCUCAAGAUCGAGGGUGCACCGGCGCUUAACAUGAGGCGGAUGCAUGAGAUUCUCGAGAGAAAGACCGGUGGUUUAGUGAUUUGGAGGUCGGGAACUUCUGUUUCGUUAUACAGGGGGGUAAGCUAUGAGGUUGCUUCGGUUCAACUAAACAAACGCAGAUUUGCAAAGGGGGUUUCCACUAGUUCCACUUUGACAGUUGCUGAUACUAGUGACAUAAGAGAUCGCUCAGAACUUAGUCCCAGUGAAGAGGUGGUAAUGCCACGGGUUAAUUCAGUAUCUGCCAUUGAUGAUAAUAAGGAAGAGGAAUCAUUGCAAGUAGUCGAGUACGAGGAUGAAAUGGACAAGUUUUUGGACACCCUUGGCCCGAGAUACAAAGAUUGGCCAGGAUCUGAACCCCUGCCUGUAGAUGCAGAUAUGCUGCCUGGCACAGUUGCAGGUUAUCAACCUCCCUUCAGAGUCCUUCCUUAUGGGGUUCGUGCAACACUCUCGCAGAAAGAAGCAACGGCUCUGAGAAGGGUUGCCAGAUUUCUUCCUCCGCAUUUUGCUCUAGGAAGAUGCAGGCAGCUCCAAGGAGUGGCUGUGGCUAUGAUUAAGUUAUGGGAACGAAGCAAAAUUGCAAAAGUGGCGUUAAAACGUGGUGUACAGUUGACCACUAGUGAAAGAAUGGCUGAAGAUAUAAAGAAAUUAACAGGAGGAGUGCUGCUCUCAAGAAACAAGGACUUUCUCGUUUUCUACAGAGGGAAGAGUUUCUUGUCCCGAGAAGUCACUGAAGCCCUCUUGGAAAGGGAAAGGCUGGCUCGGUCCCACCAGGACAAAGAGGAGCAGGCCCGCCUCAGGGCUACAGCUUUAGUCAUGUCCGAUGCUGUCGAGAGCAAUGAGAUAGUGCCAAGUGCAGGAACACUUGGGGAGACUUUGGAUGCGAAUGCCAAGUGGGCAAAUAAAUUGGACGAGCAACAAAAAAAGAAAGUUAUGAGGGAGGCUGAAAUUGCUAGGCAUGCAGAACUCGUCAGGAAGCUCGAGAGGAAGCUUUCACUAGCUGAAAAGAAGCUUGUGAGAGGUGAAAGAGCUUUGUCAAAGGUAGAGGAGUUCUUGAAACCCGCCGAAAGGCAAGCGGACCCAGAUAGCAUCACUGAUGAGGAGAGGUUCAUGUUCCGCAAGCUCGGCCUGAGAAUGAAAGCAUUUUUACUACUUGGAAGGCGUGGAGUUUUUGAUGGUACUGUGGAAAACAUGCACUUGCAUUGGAAGUACCGAGAACUGGUUAAGAUAAUCGUGAAGGCUAAGACCUUCGACAAUGUGAGGAAGAUAGCUUUGGCGCUUGAAGCCGAAAGUGGUGGGGUCUUAGUCUCGGUGGACAAAGUCUCCAAGGGUUACGCUAUAAUUGUGUUUCGUGGGAAGGAUUAUCAGCGACCUUCCACACUGAGGCCGAAGAAUCUUUUGACCAAAAGGAAGGCUCUGGCUCGUUCAAUCGAGCUUCAAAGGCGUGAGGCACUCCUUAAUCAUGUUUCGGCGCUGGAGAGCAAGGUGGUGAAACUGAGAUCUGAAAUUGAGCAAAUGGACAGAGUCAAAGAGAAGGGUGAUGAAGCACUGUACGAGAAGCUCGAUUCAGCUUACCUGACUGAUGAGGAGGACAGUGAGGAGGAAGGAGAAGAGGCAUAUAUCCAGAUGUACAAGAGCGAGAGCAACGGUGAAGGUGAGAGGCGUGAUUCAAUUGACCAUCUCCUGGAGGAAACUGACGUUCCAUACAAUGAAGAGGAAAAAGUGUCGGAUGAAGAAUCUGAAGGAGAAUCAGAAGAUAGUUCAGUUUUGCACGCACAUGCAGCACCAGCUAAUUACCGAGACAUUGACUGCGAUUCAGAAGCAGGCCAUGACGAUUUUCGGUCGCAAAAUUAAGAAACCACCGAAAGGAAAGGCAGGACAAAUAGUUAUAAUGGAUGUUGCUUCCAUACGGUUCUGUACAGAACUCUCCUGACAUGGCUUGGUCGAUGGUCGAGUAGUUGAAACCCGUUAUAAUUCGACUGCCGAUGAUCCAGAACGGUCACUGAACUCAGAUUUCCUGAUUACUUGUUUGUAUCUUCAAGUUGACUAGUUCAUAUUUUUGUCAGCGAUUUGGUUGGAGGCGGCGUUGACAGUUGUUUGGACCCAUGAAGUCAAACCUCACCUUGUAGCAAUACUGAUUAUUUAGUUAACCAUUACGCAAUUUAAAUAUUAUAGAGUAUUUAUAUUAA